Molecule: messenger RNA, 960 nt
Organism: Nezara viridula (southern green stink bug)
Lineage: Eukaryota; Metazoa; Arthropoda; Insecta; Hemiptera; Pentatomidae
Source: the annotation of a GenBank genome assembly
UUCUGCUCACGAAGGCCGUGCCAUUAAAGUUGUCGGCCAUUUGGUUCGGCGUGUGGAGAACCUUUUUCCGUCUAGUUGUUGUCCGUAUUCAUCGACUCUAGAAUAUCAAUAUGGUUCAAAAGAAGCCCAAGAAGAAGACUGGAAAAAAGGUUGCAGCAGCACCUCUUGCUGUUAAGAAGCAAGAGGUUCAGAAGGUUGUCAAUCCACUUUUUGAAAAGCGAGCCAGGAAUUUUGGAAUUGGUCAGGACAUCCAACCUUCCCGUGAUUUAAGCAGAUUUGUCAGAUGGCCCAAAUAUAUUCGUAUCCAAAGGCAGAAAUCUGUUUUACAGAAGAGGCUGAAAAUUCCUCCUUCAAUUCAUCAAUUUUCUCAAUCUUUAGACAAGCAAACAGCUACUCAACUGUUUAAAAUUCUGGAAAAACACAGACCCGAAACUGCACUUGCUAAGAAGCAGAGGUUGAAGGCUAGGGCAGAAGGAAAAAUAAAACAAAAGGAAGAAGUUCCUACAAAAAGACCUAAUGUUAUCAGGUCUGGUGUUAAUACUGUUACUAGACUUGUUGAACAGAAAAAAGCUCUCCUCGUUGUGAUUGCCCAUGAUGUUGACCCAAUUGAGCUGGUGCUUUUCCUACCUGCACUUUGCAGAAAGAUGAACGUUCCAUAUUGUAUUAUUAAAGGAAAGGCUCGUCUUGGCAGGUUAGUCAGGAGAAAAACCUGCACUUCAAUUGCAGUAACCCAGAUGGAGGGUAAUGAUCGUACUGCUUUAAAUAAGGUCAUUGAAGCCGUCAAGACCAAUUACAAUGACAGAUAUGAAGAAAUCAAGAGGCACUGGGGAGGUGGUUUGCUUGGCUCCAAGUCAGCAGCCAGGAUAGCUAAACUUGAAAAGGCUAAGGCUAGAGAGUUGGCUCAGAAACAAGGAUAAUUUUUUCUUUUUCAUUAAUAAAAGCCUUGUUUUUAUUUCGUAA